Messenger RNA from Leishmania braziliensis MHOM/BR/75/M2904, 3480 nucleotides. RefSeq lists its product as hypothetical. Lineage: Eukaryota; Euglenozoa; Kinetoplastea; Trypanosomatida; Trypanosomatidae. The record is from RefSeq and is a predicted model, not a curated record. The coding region runs from base 1 to 3480 and encodes 1159 amino acids. The transcript has a single exon.
AUGUACAUCUUCGAGCUCUCUACGGCCUCGCCGUGCCGGUCGGCGCCGUACUACUCCCUGGUGAUUCGUAAGCCAUACAUACUCGGCCAGGACGCGGCGGCGGAUAUCAACCUCGCCUACGAAGGCAUCUCAGCUGAGCACGUGUCCAUGACGGUGCUGAACGAGAAGGAGGCGGCCCUCGAGGUAGAGUCAGCGAUACGUGCAACGGCGGGAACUGAGGAUGGCGAUGCUGCCGUCAAUGGCGCUCUGGAGGAGCAGGACAGCGGGGCCGCAGCUGAGUGCACUGAAGCUGAGCUCACCACAACUGAGUGCACUGAAGCUGAGCCCGCCACAGCUGAGUGCACUGAAGCUGAGCACGCCACAGCUGAGUGCACUGAAGCUGAGCACGCCGCAGCUGAGUGCACUGAAGCUGAACCCGCCACAGCUGAGGCUAACGGCUGUAAGCUGGUAGUGCGUGUGACAGCCCUGCUCACGAAGGGAGACGCUGAAGUACGCCUUGGAGAGACGAGCCUGAGAGCCGGCGACUCGGCAAUCGUCCGCGAUGGUGACGUGCUGUAUCUUGGUGAUGGGAUCAGCGGCACUUUCCGUUACCGCCCGUUGGUGGUCGGCAUCGAGGGUGGUGCCUACCCUGAGGACUACCUGAAUGACCUGCAUCGCAUGUUCGACCAGCUAGGUGCGACUCUCGUGGAUAUGCCGAUACCCUUGCACGAGAUGUCUGCCACUCCCAUUGGUCAACUGUACUGUACUACUGAGCUCAGCGACAGCACGAGCUGCUUGGCUGCCCUGUCCUACGGCUACUCCAUUGUACAGCCAACGUAUGUGUUUGAGUGGUUUGCGGCGGUGGCAAGGAACGCUGCGGCGCCGCUCAGCACGCUGCCGGCCCCCUCGCGCUUCGAGGUGACGGUGCGCUGCCCAACCCACCCCAUCUCCACCACAUACCUCCGCCCCGAGUCGGACACCUGCCCGUUCUCUCUCUUCCCCAUCCCGCUCACGGCUAUGACCAACCGCUCCCGCGCCGCGUUGUUCAACAACCGCGUCUUGUUCUUCUUUACCGACACUGCAGCGACGCGCUACUGGCGCGCGGUCAAAGACUGCGGCGGUGCCGUCUACGGCCCGGGUGAUGUGGAGGCAGCAAAAGAGGCGGUUCAGGCCCUGGUGGUGUCGCAGCGCGAGGCUGGCAUGCCUUCUGAUUGCUUGCCCAGCAAUUUCUACAUCAUCAUUGAUAGCGCGUCGGCGGCGGAGCUACUGAGCUCGGGAAUUGAGGUGGCGUCGCCGGAGUUGCACGCGUUCAUGGAGGAGGUGCGCGCCAUCUCCGGCGCCACUCACCUGCCAGUGAUGGGUGAGCAUUCCCUCUUCGCCGCUCUGCUGGGCAACAAGUUCUGCGAGGAGCCGGUGCCACUGGCGGCCGCACCCCCGACUGCUUCUGGUGUAGGGUAUAACUCAGUGUACUGCGACUUGUCUGAUGCCUUCGCGGUGCCGCCGCCCACCCACCAGUCAGAGGGCGACGAGGAGGGUGUGAGGGCGCCACGGCUGGGGUAUUUUAGCAGCGGUGGCGCACCAUUUCGGGUCCGUUCCAAUUCCCGCGUGAGUGAGAGUCGCGCCAGUUUGCCGCAUUGCCUCACCGCCGUUCCUCAGUCAUGGAACCAGAUGCGCUCCUUCAGCCAUCAGCGUGCUCGCUCCCUCUCCACACGCGCGCCUGGGCAGAGCAACGAUGGCUCCUUCUACGCCGGCAGCAUGACGCCGAGCCGCCUCGGGAGGCGUCGCCUUACGUCUUUUGUUGCCCACGUCGGGCUGCGCAGCUUUGUUGAAGACUUUGAUAUGCUGCGUGUUCGCAUCUACGCCUUCCUCGUGCGCGAGGAGUCGAAGCUGGACAGGGCUAUUACGAUCUAUCACAGAAGCUACUUCAUCGACAAUGACACCAUGAAGUACGCCCUUGAUAUUAAGGCACAGGCGGCCGACUUCAUGGAGCGCGUGGACGACCUACUGGCGGAUAGCGCGUGCCGUGGUGCGUACAAGGAGGCACUGCGCUGCUUCUGGAAGGACUGCAGCGACAUGGACAUAAGGGCGCAACACCUCCUGCACUACUGGGACCGGAGCAUGCCAGCAGCUUUCCUGACUCGUCGCAUCCGCUCUCGCCGGGGAAGUAGCAUAGACAGCCGUCGUGCGGCGUCGUCGCGUAGCAUGGCCUCGCGUGGUGCAGCACCAGCAGCGAACUCUCCUGCACCGGCCGCCCGCGAAGAGGAGCCAGUCACCCUCGAUGCCAACGAAGGCGCCAACGAAGACGCCAACUGCGACGCGGGCGAAAACCAAGUCGCUGAGACGUUUGUAUACACUCAGGACCCAGACAGCAGCGAGGAAGCUCACGGGCACGACGAGCUAUACACAACACCCGAGGCAUUGGAGCAACUCGAUGCGGAGAGUCACAUUCAAGAGCACCAUAUCACAACGGAGGACGUCGCUGCGGGAAUGGACCGCUCUGACACUGUGGCCGCGUCAUCGGCCCCCGCCAUGCGCGCCGCCAGCUCCGCCUACUCACCGCACCGCCGCACCUUCACACCGUCGCUGCGGCACUCCCGCGGGGGCACCAGCGCUUCCGUGCGGCGACCUAUUCCCAUCCAGGAGCGGCCGCCAUGGGUGAGCAACUGGAACGAGCCUCAAAGCGGUCGAAAGAAGAAGAAGCGCCAGAAGAAGUCGAAGCAGCAGCAGCAGCCAGAGCAGCAGCCGGAGCAGCAGCCGGAGCAGCAGCCGGAGUUGGACAAACCCGCAUCUCAGACUCCUGCGCCCACCCCGGCGCCUCGCGCAGUCCCACGCAUACGCCUGUCGGUCGUGCUGCCUGAGUACGCGACUGACUCACCAAAGGUCGUGCGCGCACGCUCAGCGGGAGGUGGCGGCAGCACCCACGCUCGCCGCCUGCCACCUCUGCAGCUGGAGGGGGUGCGAGAUACUGAUGAGGAGCGAGCGCGAGAUACUGAUGGGGAGGGAGCGCGAGAUACUGAUGAGGAGCGAGCGCGAGAUGCUGAUGGGGAGGGAGCGCGAGAUACUGAUGAGGAGCGAGCGCGAGAUGCUGAUGGGGAGGGGGUUAGUGAAACUUCUCUCGAGCUUGAUUUGUCCAAUGCGGUGUCGGAGGCGCUGACCAUAACCGACCAGGCUCCUGUUGAGGCAUUGGAAGCUGAGGAAGCUGAAAAGGAGGAGAACCAGGCGCGGUGCGCACCCGCGCCCGUCCCCGAGCCAACUCCCACGAAGAAGACACGGGCGUCAAAGUCACGACGCGCCGCAGCACCGAUCCGCAAUCAGCGCUCCAACUCUGCGCCAGUCUCAAAGCGCACCAGCUCAGGUGGCGCGUCGCGCCGGCCGAGCGGCAAGCGCGCGGCUGCUACCAAUGGAAACGGCUUCUACAAGCGCGAUGCGCCCGCGGGUGCGGUUUCGAACGGAAAAGGAUCCAGACAGCCACAGCGUCCUUCGCCCAAGCGGAAGUGCUGA